AUGGUCUCCCAGGCCCAAAUCCUGGACCGCUCCCUUCCCACGCAGAGCGCUACUUCUUCCGUGUCGCGUCACUCUGGCCGGCGACAUCGCUCAAGCCGCUCCCACCACGGUGGACUUAUUCACCAACCUCAGAAUGAUUUCCCCAUUUUCACCCACACUGGCGAUGUCGAGAUUAUUAUCCGCGCAAGUGGACAAGAGAGACGGUACCUAUUACAUCGGUUGAUUUUGGCACAAUGUUCAGGCUUCUUUGACACAAGUACCCGCGAUGAAUGGUCCCGACAGGCUGCUGCAUCGAGGCCACCCAUUCCGGAUCCCGCGGUGCUAUCCCGAAUUAGCGAAGAUAAUUCGUCUUUGUCGAACGGUUCCACUCUUGCUCAGUCUGAAUCGGGGGCAUUGUUUUCUCCAGAAAAAAGACGAUGGAGAUUUGAGCUAGACUGGGAAAACAAAGCGGAAGACGAGGAGCCAAUCCUCGUUCAAAAGGUCGGUCCAUUGCCCCCAAGCUUUUCUAGCACUUUUGGAAACAACCUGGGACAGUACCCUCCGUCGGUAACGAAACCAUCAGGCACACAAGCAGGCUUCAUUCGUUCGAUGGCAAAUCUGGCCGGAAUGCAAUCCGUUAUAAACAUACCGCAUGCAGAUACGGGAAACGCACCAAUAGACCCUACGAUCCGCGACUACGAUAAUCUUUUCCGCUUGUUCUACAACCAUCCGCCGGCGCUAAAUAGCGUCAACAUUGCGACUGCCUACGCCGAAUGCAGGUCUCUCCUUGCGCUAGCCGACAUGUACGAUGCCCUUCCAGUGACGGGACCGCGAGUUGAUCACCAUCUUCUCGGAUUUGGGUCCCGGCUCUUCAAGCAAAUCGCGAAAUACCCGCCGAGCUACCUCAAGCUGGGUUAUCUUGCCCGCAGUCGCGUCAUAUACUCCGAAGCCCUAAUCCAUGUUGUCGGGCAAUGGCCUGCGGGACUACCACACCUGCGAAAUGGUGCCUACUCUCCGCUUCCAGAUACUGUGCUGGAUAUUAUCGAGGAUAAGGUCGAGGAUCUGGAGUAUAUGAAGUCGCGCAUUGACUCCAAACUUUUGCGACUCACGCUCACUACUUCCCGCGGCGAACGUGUGACGCCCACCAACGCAUACCUCGAUUGGCUUGCCGUCUCCCUCUUCCGGCAAUGGCUUGUGGACAGCACCACCCCCCCUCCAGCUCCAAUACUGAAGAAUUCUUCAGCGAAUGCCGCGAACACAAGCAGCCACAGCCGUCCCUCACAGUCCACUGCGCACCGGGGUCAAGAACAUGGCUCGGCCGCUUCGAAAGCCGCUAUUGCGGCUCCUCUAUCCUCCGCACGAGUAUACCGCCUGAUCGGUUCGGCCUCUACUCAGGCUUAUUUGCCUCAUGAUGAACUCAAGAAGUUUCUCAAAGUGCACCCGACCCCAUCGUCAGACUCCUUAUACUCCCGUGAUGUCCUGAAGAGAUUCGAGCGCAAAAUGGAUGAACUCAAACGACUGGCUCGGGAAAUCGUGAGGCCCUUAAUGAGGAACUUCCUCGAGCUAGACCUCAAAGGCGGCGAACUAGACAGCAGUUCAGGUGGCCUUCCUCAUCUAACCUGCAUCAAAAUCGAAGACGAAGAUAUUCCUUGGGAUUAA
Aspergillus oryzae RIB40 is the source of this 1638-nucleotide messenger RNA. RefSeq lists its product as uncharacterized. The record is from RefSeq and is a predicted model, not a curated record. The coding region runs from base 1 to 1638 and encodes 545 amino acids. Lineage: Eukaryota; Fungi; Ascomycota; Eurotiomycetes; Eurotiales; Aspergillaceae. The transcript has 2 exons.